Molecule: messenger RNA, 1755 nt
Organism: Epithele typhae
Lineage: Eukaryota; Fungi; Basidiomycota; Agaricomycetes; Polyporales; Epitheliaceae
Product: Pkinase-domain-containing protein
Exons: 9
Coding region: 1-1755 (584 amino acids)
Biological process (GO): mitotic DNA damage checkpoint signaling; protein phosphorylation
Cellular component (GO): nucleus
Molecular function (GO): protein serine/threonine kinase activity; ATP binding
Source: RefSeq, a predicted model, not a curated record
AUGCCCUCCACCGGCGUCGUCGACGCGUUCAAGAAUCUCAUUCGCCAUGGAAAGAAUCACCAUUCUGCCGCGAGGCCGCAGGAUGACGCCGCGCACCAGGCUCCCCACUCUUCUGCACAGAGCCAACAGUCCCGCGCCGCCGAACAGCAGAGUCGCCAACAACGCGAAUCUCGCGACAUGCAGCAACAGCAGGCCGCCAAGGGCUCGCCCAAGUACAAGGAGCACAUAGAGCAAAUCGUGCAGGAGGAGCGCGAGGCCAAGGGCAAGCUACCCGUCUACAAGGGUCUCGAGCACUACAAGCUGUUGGAGAAGAUGGGCGAUGGUGCCUUUUCCAACGUAUAUAAAGCCAUCGAUCUCCGAUCCGGCCAGAAAAUCGCAGUCAAGGUCGUGCGCAAGUAUGAGCUUAGUGCGUCGCAGGCCGGCGAGAAGCACCUCAACCGCGAGUUUAAGAAGAAACCGCGGGUUACUGAGAGGGCAAAUAUACUCAAAGAGGUCCAGAUCAUGCGCGGCAUCAACCAUCCAUCAAUAGUGAAGCUUCAGGCGUUCUUCGAGUCACCAGAGCACUAUUUCCUCGUACUAGAACUUAUGGAAGGCGGCGAGCUCUUCCAUCAAAUUGUCAAGCUCACGUAUUUCAGCGAGAACCUCGCGCGACAUGUCAUCUUGCAGGUUGCUCAGGGCAUUCGCCACCUUCACGAGGAGCGCGGUGUCGUCCAUCGAGAUAUCAAGCCAGAGAACUUGCUCUUCGAGCGGAUACCUUUCGUCCCGUCGAAGAAUCCCGCCCCGAAGCAGUUCGAGGAGGACAAAGAAGACGAAGGCGAAUUUAUCCCAGGCGUCGGUGGCGGUGGCAUCGGCAAAGUGAAGAUUGCUGACUUCGGUCUCAGUAAAGUGGUUUGGGACGAGCAGACGAUGACCCCUUGUGGCACUGUUGGCUACACGGCACCGGAGAUCGUCAAGGAUGAGCGUUACAGCAAAUCCAUCGACAUGUGGGCGCUGGGAUGCGUUCUGUACACCCUGUUGUGCGGAUUCCCUCCAUUCUACGACGAGAGCAUCAACGUUCUCACAGAGAAGGUCGCACGGGGAUACUACACUUUCCUGAGCCCAUGGUGGGAUAACAUCAGUCCGACGGCCAAGGAUCUCAUAACGCAUCUGCUCUGCGUCGACCCUGCUCAGCGAUUCACCAUCGACGAGUUCCUUGCUCACCCAUGGAUAACGGCACAACCGGAAGUCCCGCAGGCCACGCCCCUCCAUAGCGCACACCGCGCGCUCGACUCCCCCCUUCUCGCCGAGGCACGAGGAGGCGCCCGUGAGGCGCGGUCACCCGGAAUCGCCACGCUUAAGGAGGCGUUUGACAUCACUUAUGCCGUCCAUCGCAUGGAGGAGGAGGGUGCGAGGAGACGCGCACAGAAGGGUGGUGCAAACCGUGGCUUCCUCCAGAACCUCAACGAGAGCGACGAGGAAGAAGAGAAGAUCGUGUCAAAGGUCCCUCCACCAGGUGCCGGCGCGCAGGUUGCGGCGAAACGAGCAGUGCAGCCAAGUGCGUACGACGGCCGCGCAGGUCAGCGCGAUAGGGGAAAGAAAGCCGGUGGCCCUAGGACGUUCGAGCUCGACAUGGAUGGCGCGACGCUGCUCGGCAGGAGACACAAACGUGCUUUCAAUGGCGGUGUCUCCAACCCGCUACUAGCCGGGAGCCCACUGAAGAUGACACCCCAGGACCGUCCUAUUGAAGUGCCCCUUUCGCCCAUGAGAGUGGACUAG